AUGGCGUCGCGAUCCUGGCUCCUGCUGCUGGUCGUGGCCUGGGGCGCCACGGGGCCAGCGCUGGCUGGCCAUGUUGCGGACGAUGAGCACGUCCUGACCAUGACCUUUGCCAAGUUUGUGGCCCUUGCGUACUUGGUCGAUGAGCUGCAGCGCGAUGACGCCAGCACUUUUAUUUAUGCCAGCGGCCCCGCACACGAGCUGCUAGCGGCCAAUGACGCACAGCGUUUGAACGCUACGCUCCGUGCCACCUGGCCCGAGGCAUUCCUCGACGUAGAAGACCGAGUCCAAGCCAAUGUUUGGAUUGGUAGCGCUGGUGUUGUUGCUGAUACCCACUACGACACCUCGGACAACUUUUAUCAGGUGCUGCACGGACGCAAGACUUUCUAUUUGAAUCCUCCCCGCCAGCUGGCCGAGGCCUAUCUGUUUCCAACCCUCCAUCCUAAUUACCGACAGUCUUCGAUGAUGUGCACCUUCGUACCGAGGCGCACGUCAUUCAUCUUCAAGCAGGCGAUGCCUUGUAUCUCCCGGCGUACUGGCUGCACAGCGUCAGGUCGGAGGCUGGCAACCCAUGCGGCGCUGUGCGCCGGGGAUGGCCGCUGUCAGCUCACGUCUUCUGAUGCCCAAAAUAUCAAAAAGCAGGCACGCGAAAUUGCCCACAUCUUUCACGGCAUGCACAUCGAAGUGGCCCGACUGCACUUUCACAAUUACUUGGAGCAACUUUUGCGAAUGCUCUAUGGUGACACGGCGGUGGGCUGGGUCUUGUAUGCGUGCGAAGCGCGCAUGAUGCAGUUUUGGCGCACUGCUCUUCACGACGAACUGUAA
Molecule: messenger RNA, 822 nt
Organism: Monosiga brevicollis MX1
Lineage: Eukaryota; Choanoflagellata; Craspedida; Salpingoecidae
Exons: 5
Coding region: 1-822 (273 amino acids)
Molecular function (GO): 2-oxoglutarate-dependent dioxygenase activity
Source: RefSeq, a predicted model, not a curated record